Messenger RNA from Aureobasidium pullulans EXF-150, 447 nucleotides. Its product is annotated as ankyrin. The annotation marks the transcript as partial. NCBI's taxonomy places the organism in Eukaryota, Fungi, Ascomycota, Dothideomycetes, Dothideales, Saccotheciaceae. Gene Ontology annotation, molecular function: protein binding. The record is from RefSeq and is a predicted model, not a curated record. The transcript has 2 exons.
GGGGGACGAUGUGGUAGUGCAUUAAGCAAUGCUUGUUUAUCUGGUAAUACAGCUUUGGUAAGUCUGCUGCUGGAUCGAGGUGUUCAUCCGAAUGCCAAGGAGAAACUGUAUGGCAGUGCACUCCAAAUUCUUUGUGCUACUGCUUCCCCCAUCGACCUGAAGACAGUACAGUUGCUACUGGACAGAGGUGCUGAUGUGGAUCUUCGAGGUGGAAAGUUCGGAACUGCACUCUGCGAAGCCGCAUCAAACAACGAAUUGGGGAUUUCCGACCUUGUACAGCUACUCUUGGACAACGGUGCUGACGUUAAUGUUCGAGGUGGGAGUUACGGCAAUGCUCUCUGCGCUGCUGUGUACAACAAAAAUGUCGAGUCAGUGCACAUGCUCCUCGAUAGGGGAGCCCGUAUUGACAUGCGAGGCGGAAAGUACGGCAACGCUCUCCAAAUCGCU